Messenger RNA from Nyctereutes procyonoides (raccoon dog), 1608 nucleotides. It is a transcript of the gene INSYN2B, whose product is annotated as inhibitory synaptic factor family member 2B. Gene Ontology annotation, cellular component: postsynaptic density. Lineage: Eukaryota; Metazoa; Chordata; Mammalia; Carnivora; Canidae. The transcript has 3 exons. The record is from RefSeq and is a predicted model, not a curated record. Gene Ontology annotation, biological process: inhibitory postsynaptic potential. Bases 1 to 1608 code for a protein of 535 amino acids.
AUGGCCCAGCAAAAUAUGAAAGUGCGGCCUGUGCUUCUAAAGCGUAACAGCCUAGAGUCAGUGGAGUUUGUGAAGCAACCUCACCAUCGCAGGAGCAAAUCACAGCAGGUACGGUUCAAGGAAGAUGGGACCAGUAAGACUCCACCUGGCCUAGCUGAGGUUGACGUCCAAGCUUCUGAGGACCCAGCUGUGAUGGGCAAGACUCAGGCCUCCAGACACCAUCACCUCCCCACCUACUCACUCUCCUUCCCCAGGUCCCAGAAGGCAGGGGGCUUUCGGAACAUUGCGAUCCAAACCUCCCCCAGUCUCAGGAAGCAUUUCCCAGUUUUCAAAAGGAAGAGACUCACAGCCAGCAAGUCCCUGGUAGAAAUGCCAACAGUAUCCCAAAGUGCCAUCCAGGUCAACGGCAACCUCUCCGAACAGGACAUUGUAUCCUCAGACCUUGCCUACUUAAGGUUGGCUCAGCAUCUCGAGGAUGGGCCUCAAAGGGUCAAAGUGGCCCACCCAUUUCCUCCUAGAAUGUCCAAGGUGCAAAGCAAUGGGCCUAUUAGCAUAUGCUUGGAAGCAGGGACUUGGAGGGCCUCAGAGAAAGCAACUGCUGCCAUUCAGGUCCCAGAUGAUAUUUACCACAGUCCUACCUGGGCAGCUAGAAAGUCUGCUUUCACUCUAGACAGGUCAGGUGACAUAAGCAACUCUGUACAUCCUUUGGUUGAUGUGUGUCCAAGUGAUGAGAGAACAGGGCCACUAUCAGAUUCAGAAAGAUCCCUUUCCUGCAUAAAUGCCACCAGCGAUGACAACCACAUGCCAGGCACAGGGAAACUUAAACCCGAAUUGCUUUUGCCCAAAGACAACUCUGAUGACAAAGACCUUGGCCCACUGUCAUCUCGGUCAAAGGAAACAUGUAUUUCAUCACCUCCACGGACUCACAGCUCCCUCUCACCAGACUCCCAUAGCCAGCCAGCCCAUUCUGGAGGGGCUUCAGACUGUUCGUCAUCAAGUAACAAUCGUCAAGAUCUGCUGUCACUCAAAACUAACAGCAUGUCAAUUUCUGCCCCCAUGUGUCAGGAGCAGAUGGCAAAGAAUCCCACCCAGUCAGACACCAUGGAGUUUCAAAAUUGUUCUGGAAGCAGUCACCUACCAUCUCCUCUUCCAAGGAGGGAGACCAAACUUCAGAGCCACAGAGACACUAGUGGGAUUAAUCCAAUUCACCUGGCACAGGGAGAACUCUGUGAUCUCCAAGGCAGGCUGCAAUCCGUGGAGGAAUCUCUGCACUCGAACCAAGAGAAAAUUAAAGUCCUUUUGAAUGUAAUUCAAGACUUGGAGAAAGCUCGAGCUCUCACAGAAGGGCGCAACUUUUAUCGAACUGGCCAAGAUCUCAACAAUUGCAGCACCUGCCAGAACACGGCGUGCAUCAUAUACAGUGUAGAAUAUGAUUUUCGGCAGCAGGAAGGCAGGUUCCAUGAAGUUCUACAGAGUCUGGAGGAAGCGGAACCAGUGGAGGAGGCAUCUCCCCCACCAAAGUCCCCAGCAGAACCCCCAGUCCCUGAGAAACAGGACUUAAGGAGGAAAACCAAGAAAGUGAAGAAGAAAUGCUUCUGGUGGAUCUGA